Messenger RNA from Penicillium alfredii, 1371 nucleotides. RefSeq names its product PAS domain-containing protein. Bases 1 to 1371 code for a protein of 456 amino acids. The transcript has 3 exons. Lineage: Eukaryota; Fungi; Ascomycota; Eurotiomycetes; Eurotiales; Aspergillaceae. The record is from RefSeq and is a predicted model, not a curated record. Gene Ontology annotation, molecular function: protein binding.
AUGCUGACUGCCUUUUUAAAUAGCCAAAUCUGCGCCAUUUUUCGGGUUGUCAUUGCGCCGUUCACUUGCGACGUGGAGGAAGAGCGGCGGGGGAAUCGCGACGGGGCAGACCUUUCGCGUGAUGCCGCCAUUCGGUACGCCUCCGACAGCAUCGAGGUCGUGCUGGGCUACCAGCCUCAUGAGGUCCUCAAUCGCUCCUGCUGGGACUACUUUCAUCCCCAGGAACUGCCCUUUGCACGCACGAUCCACGGCCGGGGGGUACAGCUAGACAAAGCGGCCGUGUUGAACUAUUGUUCAAUCCGGCAUAAACACGGGUCGUGGGUGGGGUGCGAGUGCGUCUUCACCGUGGUAUAUGAUGUGUUGAUCGCGAGUACUACGGUGUACGGGCAAGGGAAGGGCAGUCAAAAGCGAGCGGUCGAUGCCCCCAUUGUUCGCCAGCUCUUCGAUUCCUCGCCCAAUGACCCGCGCUACCAUAUGCUAACCUUCAUAUCCAACAAAUUCUCACAUCGACUUGCCGAGCCCCUUCAUGAGCCCCGCGCGGCCCUGUUCGUAAACCGCUUCACCCGUACUGCGACGAUCAUGUACGCCACAACGGGUGUCGCUGAGAUUCUAGGUCUCAGCUCACAGCAGCUGACCUCCAAGAGCUUCUAUUACUGCAUCCAAGAGCGAUGUCUGCGCGAUGCAGUGCGAUGUCUCGAGAGUGCCAAAGCGAAUGACUCGAUUGCAUACCUCCGCUUUUGGUUUCGGAAUCCUCUGCAGGACGAGGUCGCCGGGGCCAAUGAGCACGGCAGCGGACUGUCCACUUCCGUGAUGGCCACUUCACACAUCGACCUAUCGCCUCCAAUUGAGUUGGAAGCUGUUGUUUCCUGUACUUCAGACGGACUGGUCGUCAUCUUACGCCGAGCAAGACCUUCGGUCCGCACUGCCCCUCUCUCACCUCAGCCCGCCCCAGCUUAUGCCAACGGACUUUUCGCGGCACCGUGGGCCCUCGAACCGGUUUUCUCCUACGGAGCACCAUCGUAUUAUCAUCCGGGCACGUCAGCUCCUCAAGAACCACACCCAGAAGUGAAAUCCACAUUAUGCCGCGAAGACACGGUGGGGAAUCCUGCUGCUACACACUACUCCAGUGCCGCCGGCCCUUCAAAACCCCCAUUCUCCGAAGAACUGAGAAGUGAGGCCGGUGGUCCUCAGGCACAUCACCUCAUGGAUACGAUCCGCGAUGUGGCGGUGUUUGCAUGGGGUAUUGUCGGUAUCAAUCGAUCGCUGGAAAGGCACAGGCGUGGGACUCCAACUGGCGAUGCUCUGCCGGCCGAGACAGAGAUAGAUGAUGCCCACGACAAUGAAGCUGCGGCAAGCCGUACCUGGGAGUGA